AUGGAUAUUAGUGAGUCUACUCAGAUGAAGGCGAUUCCAGGACCUGAAUCCGAGCCAUUUGAAACUUUCAUUUACGAUCACAUGGAGAGGUCAGGGGAAAAUGAUUCAAUAUUGAACAUGAUGAAGCUCAAGGAUCCUGACUCCCUUGCUCUUAAGCUUUCUGACUUUCUCAGUUCUUCUCAAAACUCUGAUUUCCGUGAAAAAUGUGCUAAAAUCCUUUAUGAAUUGCUUGUUGGUGAUGGUGAGGGGUGCAUUUGGAACAAUCUAAGUUCAUCAACUCAAUCCACCAUCAAGUGUAUCCUUGUUGUUCGUAUAAGGCUCGAAGAAUCAGAAUCCAUCAUCAAGCACUUAUGCUACAGCUUUUCGAACCUAUUUCUACCAUCUGAUAGCUGGCCUGAACUGUUGCCUUUCUUACACGAAUGUGUUAAUUCCAAUUCAAACAAGUUAAGAGACUCUUUUUUCUUAAUCUUCUCUGGAUUUUCUGAAGGCGUUUGCCAAACAUUAGUCCCUGAUAUAAUGAUCUCGUUCCCAGUUUUCCUAAAUACACUGAAUGAUGAUAUCCUUGAUCCUCAAGUGAGGGUCGGGGUUCUGACCACUGCAGUCAGAUUCAUUCUGUACCUCCCCAGUUCAAAUGAUAGGGAGUGGUUUCAGAAUCUAUUGCCAGCUAUGCUGAGGGCGCUGACUGAUGCAGUGAGAAAUGAUGCCGCACAAAACAUGCUAAAUCUUUUUAUUGAGUUGGCUAAGAAAGAGCCUAGGUUCUUCAGGAGGCAGCUUGUGGAUGUAGUGAGUGACAUGUUUGAGAUAGCUGAGGAUAAGAGUGUGAAAGAGAAGACAAAGCACUUGGCAGUUGAGUUCGUGUUAACUUUGGUUGAGGCGAAGAAAAAGGCUCCGGGUAUGAUGAAGAAGUUACCCUUCUUUACAAACAGAUGUUUUGCAAUGAUUUUGAAGUUGUUACUGGAUAUUGAGGAUGAACCUAGCUGGUAUAGCACAGACACUGAACAUGAGUACGCAGGGGAAACAGAGAACUACGCUUUUGGUGAGAAGUGUGUAGAACGGUUCUCGGCUGCAUUAGGUGGAAAGACUAUUGCUUCUAUUGCCAUGGAGCAGCUGGAGGCUUACUUUGACUCCCCGGAGUGGGAGAAGCGACAUGCAGCUCUCAGGGCAUUUUAUCAGAUAGCUGAAGGAAGCUGGAAGGUGAUGAUAAAGUAUUUGGAGAAAAUAGUGUAUGCGGUUUUGCAUUCUUGCCAAGAUCCUCAUCCUCGAGUCAGAUGGGCCGCUAUGGUUACAAUCAAACAGUUGUCGAUUGACUUUCAUUGGGAGUGGCAAGAAGAAUACCAUAACCAAGUAGUUCCUGUAAUAGUUGCAGCAAUGGAUGAUUUUCCUCGGAUGCAGAUAGAUGCAGCUUGUGCUCUUAGACAAUUCUUCGAUCCUACUAUGCCAGAAACUUUGGUACCUUACUUGGAUCAAAUACUCAACAAACUGCUUGUACUUCUUCAGAAUGAUGAUCAAAUGGUUCAGAAAGCAGCAAUAGAGGCAUUGAUCGAUAUAGCUGAGUUUUCUAAUGAGCACUUCAAGAAUUUCUAUGAUUUUGUAAUGCCAGAUUUGAAAAGUAUCCUGAUAAAUGCAAAUGAUAAAUCUAAUUACAAGCUUGCAUACAUGGUUAUGGAAGUGCUCAAGUCAUUACAAGAGUCUGAUAAUACUAAUAUUCACAUUCUAAAGGCAUGCCACUCAAUUUGUAAGUGCAUUGGUAAGGAAUUUCUUCCUUACAUGAGUACUGUUAUGCCACCUUUGGUUGAAUAUGCUCAGCUUGAGAUAGAUAAAGACUUGGAUGAUGAAUGUGAUGAUAGUAUACAUGAAGUCAAGUUAGGAGAUGGAAGGAUACGCAUCACAAGACGUGACCUCCUAGAUGGGAAAUCUACAGCCUGUAAUGUCCUUGUUUUAUUUGCUCAGACAUUGCAGGAAGCCUUCUACCCAUGGAUUUCCCAGGCUGCUUCAAUUUUAAUUCCCCUUCUGAAUUUCUCUAUGGAUUAUGAUGUCAGAGAAAAUGCUAUUCCUGAGAAAGGGAUUGCUCAAGAUGGAAUCCAGUUAAACUUCAAGCAGUUGUCUGAAGAGAUAAUACUGGCUCUGGGGGAAGCUUUAUAUUCGGAGCCUGAGACAGAAACAUGUACAAUUAUUUUGAGUGAAUUGAAUAAAUGCCUAAAGAUAUGUAGCCCACUUCUCAAUGAAGCUCACGUUCGUAGCAUCAUUGAUUGGAUAAAGCAUGUCAUUAGAGAAAGUUCACUUAGAAAAGGAGAACUCAUAGACAGAGAAAAAUCAGAAGACUUUGAUGCAGAGGAAGCUGACUUGCUGACCUACGAAAAAGAGCCAGAAGAAGAAAUUUUCAGCAAUGUUGUUGACAUAUUGAUAACAUUGAUCGAAACAUUCAAGGAUGCUUUCUUGCCCUUCCAUGAAGAGCUUUCAUCAGAUCUAAUGCCUAUGAGGGGAAAGGAUGAAACAACUGGAGAGAGAACACAACGUAUUCGUACAUUCAAUGCCUUCAUGGAGCAUUGUGAUGAAGUAGCUCAAAAGUACCAUAGUUUCUAUCUUCCUUUUCUCUUAGACGCAAGCAAUGACGACAAUCCAGAUGUUAGACAGGCUGCAUUUUGUGGACUUGGGCUUUGUGCUCAAUAUGGUGGUUAUGAUUUCAAACCUUUUAUUGGAGAGGCUCUUUCAAGGAUCAAUGUAGUCAUUAGGCAUUCCAAAGCUCUUGAACCUGACAACGUAACGGCAUAUGAUAGUGCUGUUUCUGCACUUGGUUGCAUAUGUCAAUUUCAUCUGGAAGAUAUUGACUCAGUGCAGAUUAUUCCGGCUUGGCUGAAUUGUCUUCCGAUAAAAGAUGACAUGAACAAAGCCAAAGCAGUUCUAGACCAGCUCUGUUCAAUGGUUGAAUGAUCAGACAGAGAACUAUUGGGUCCCAACUAUCUGCACCUUCCAAAGGUUAUUUCAGUUUUUACUGAGGUUCCAUGUGCUGGAGACGAUGUUGUUACAGAAGAAACUGCAAAUCGCAUAAUUCAUCUGUUAAGGCAAUUCAAGGAAACAAUACCACCAGCCAUCUUGGCAUCGGCACGAGCGUUGUUAUUGCCUCAGCAGGAGAUGGAAUUAGAAUCCAUUUUAUCACCUGAACAGGAAGACGUUAAAAUUUCAGCUCGUGCAAUGAAACUAGUAUAUGGCCUCGUGACUUGUUGCAAUCAAACAUCGUGUUGGUCAAAUGUAUAA
Molecule: messenger RNA, 3255 nt
Organism: Solanum verrucosum
Lineage: Eukaryota; Viridiplantae; Streptophyta; Magnoliopsida; Solanales; Solanaceae
Exons: 20
Biological process (GO): protein import into nucleus
Cellular component (GO): nucleus; cytoplasm
Molecular function (GO): nuclear import signal receptor activity
Source: RefSeq, a predicted model, not a curated record